CCUGCACUUGGCACUGUCCGAUGGACUAAAUGGUUGGCCCCAGGGCGCGGAAGGCUGCCAGACCACCCCAGGGACCGCUGCGGACUAGGUCAUGUUUGCAUUUGAGGAAUUCAGUGAACAGAGUAUCUGCCAAGCCCGGGCUUCCGUGAUGGUCUACGAUGACACCAGUAAGAAGUGGGUGCCCAUCAAGCCCGGCCAGCAGGGCUUCAGCCGCAUCAACAUCUACCACAACACUGCCAGCAGCACCUUCAGGGUCGUGGGCGUCAAGCUGCAGGACCAGCAGGUUGUGAUCAAUUAUUCAAUCGUCAAAGGGUUGAAGUAUAAUCAGGCCACGCCCACCUUCCACCAGUGGCGAGAUGCCCGCCAGGUCUACGGCCUAAACUUCGCCAGCAAGGAAGAGGCCACCACCUUCUCCAACGCCAUGCUGUUUGCCCUGAACAUCAUGAAUUCCCAGGAAGGCGGCCCCUCCAGCCAGCGGCCGCUGCAGAAUGGACCGUCCCCUGACGAGAUGGAUUUCCAGAGAAGGCAGGUGAUGGAGCAGCAGCAGCGCCAGGACUCCCUGGAGAGAAGAGCCUCGGCCCCCGGACCCAUCCUCCCGCCGGGGCACCCCUCCACAGCCAGCGCCCCCCUGUCCUGUACUGGGCCUCCGCCCCCACCCCCGCCCCCCGUCCCACCUCCACCCACGGGGGUUGCGCCCCCGCCGCCCCCUCCACUGCCUGCCGGAGGCGCCCAGGGUGCCAGCCACGACGAGAACUCUGUGUCUGGGCUGGCGGCCGCCCUGGCCGGGGCCAAGCUGAGGCGGGUCCAGCGGCCUGAAGACGCAUCCGGAGGCGCCAGGUCCGACGGCAGCCGGGCCAGCAGCGGGGGCGGCGGGGGCGGCCUCAUGGAGGAGAUGAACAAGCUGCUGGCCAAGAGGAGAAAAGCCGCUUCCCAGACGGACAAGCCCGUCGACCGGAAGGAAGACGAGGCCCAGAUGGAAGAGCCGAGCACCUCUCUGUCUCCAGGGGGCCGCGCCACCAGCCAGACCCCGACCCCCGCAGAGGCUGGCCGGAAGCCCUGGGAGCGGAGCAACUCGGUGGAGAAGCCGGUGUCCUCGCUGCUGACCAGAACCCCGUCCACGGCCAAGAGCCCCGAAGCUAAGAGCCCCCUUCAGGCACAGCCUCACUCUAGGGUGAAGCCGACAGGCAGCGUGAGCGACGGCGCCCUGGACGCCUUCGACUUGGACCGAAUGAAGCAGGAGAUCCUGGAGGAGGUGGUCCGGGAGCUGCACCGAGUGAAGGAGGAGAUCAUUGACGCCAUCAGGCAGGAGCUGAGCGGGGUCAGCACCUCCUAGAGCCCGGAGCCGCCGCGGGAGGCGCAGGACAGCCGGAGGACCCCGCCGCCGCCGACCCGCCACCCGCCUUUUUGUACUUGAUUCGCUUAUUUAAGUGUCCGUCUUUGGGGUUAGAAGGCCCCCCCACCCCCGGCGGGCGCUCCCCUCCUCGGGAGUGGUCUCGCAUGAGGCAGGUGGGGGCGGGCGUGUCGUGUCCGUGUAAUAAACGGUUCCUGUCCA
Molecule: messenger RNA, 1552 nt
Organism: Sorex fumeus (smoky shrew)
Lineage: Eukaryota; Metazoa; Chordata; Mammalia; Eulipotyphla; Soricidae
Gene: EVL
Product: Enah/Vasp-like
Exons: 14
Coding region: 92-1333 (413 amino acids)
Biological process (GO): actin polymerization or depolymerization; positive regulation of actin filament polymerization; protein homotetramerization
Cellular component (GO): cytoskeleton
Molecular function (GO): SH3 domain binding; profilin binding; actin binding
Source: RefSeq, a predicted model, not a curated record